Numida meleagris (helmeted guineafowl) is the source of this 1910-nucleotide messenger RNA. Its product is annotated as cathepsin L1-like. Gene Ontology annotation, molecular function: cysteine-type endopeptidase activity. Gene Ontology annotation, biological process: immune response. The record is from RefSeq and is a predicted model, not a curated record. The transcript is spliced from 8 exons. Bases 738 to 1778 code for a protein of 346 amino acids. NCBI's taxonomy places the organism in Eukaryota, Metazoa, Chordata, Aves, Galliformes, Numididae. Gene Ontology annotation, cellular component: lysosome.
UUAAAGCCUUGAUGUUCCUCGAAGGAAGCAUGAUCCAGCAAUUGAAGAUGCUGCAGGGUGGAGAGCUGGGAAUCCUGGACUGUUCUUGGCUCUGCCAUUCAGGCACUGCAUGACUUUGAGCGAGUCAGGCACCUUGUGCUUGCAAAUAGCCUCAGCUGUGGAGGUAGGAACUUCACCCAGCACCCCAGCUCCCUCUGACUUCUCAGGGGGAUGUAGCUGCUCUGCAGCACAGGUAGCAGCCUGGCUCGACUUCAAGCUCUGGCAGCUCUGAUCCCACGCUGGGAGGACACACGUGGGUGCCAGGUAUAGAGCUGCUUUUUGCAGGUAUUGGGGCUUGCCCAUGCUUGUUUUCUGUGGCACUUAAAGCCUACAAAACCUGGCUUUGCUGCUUUCCUUUCUAUAUGAGAGUUGAGCAUUAAUUAAACUGCUAUUAAAUGCCCUGAGGGCAUAAGCUAGAGACUUUCAUUUUAAAUGCAAAGCAUCUCACGGCUGGAGGAUUUUGUUUUCUCAAUGUGGCUGUGAGCAUAUUUCUUGCCCAGGAAUUGGCCUGGCUUUCUUGGUUAUGCUUUAGCUUCCGUCAUGCACCCUGACGAGUACCUUCUGGUGCAGCUUUGAGGGCAGCGGAAGGGGAGGUAAUGGAGGAAGUUGCACAUCUCUGAAGCUUCCUUGAUAGAAGAGAGUGCUUUCCCGCACAGAGAGAAAAGUCGCUCCCUUCAGAGCUGAGUGGGUGCCGGUACAUGUUCAGAGCCAUGACUGUGCCACUGGGGCUGCUGCUGGCCUUGUUGGGCUGCACCAGGGCGGUGGACCCUGCGCUGGAGGAGGCCUGGGAAGGGUGGAAGAGCCUUUAUGCCAAGGAGUACCCUGAGGAGGCUGAGGUCAUCCGCAGGGAGGUCUGGGAGAAGAACCUGCGGCGCAUUGAGCAGCACAACUGGGAGGAGUCGCAGGGGCAGCAUAUGUUCCGCCUGGGCAUGAACCAUUAUGGGGACCUGAUGGACGAGGAGUUCAACCAACUCCUGAACGGCUUCACCCCACUGCAGCACGAGGAGCCAGCACUGACCUUCCAGGCGUCGGCAGCUCGGAAGACCCCAGCAGAGGUGGAUUGGCGGGUGAAAGGCUACGUGACACCAGUGAAGAACCAGGGGCACUGUGGGUCAUGCUGGGCAUUCAGUGCCACGGGGGCCCUGGAGGGACUCGUCUUCAAUUGGACGGGGAAGCUGACAGUGCUGAGUGAGCAGAACCUAAUCGACUGUACCCGGAAGCUGGGCAACAACGGCUGCCAAGGUGGCUACAUGACCCGUGCCUUCCAGUACGUGCGUGAAAAUGGUGGCUUGAACUCGGAGCUCGUUUACCCCUACCAGGCCACAGACACCUCCAGCUGCCGAUACAACCCCGGGGACAGGGCGGCCAACUGCUCCACAGUCUGGCUGGUGGCCCAGGGCAGUGAGGCAGCGCUGGAGCAGGCAGUGGCAACUGUGGGCCCCGUGUCUGUGGCAGUGGAUGCCAGCAGCUUCUCCUUCCACUUCUACAAAUCAGGUAUCACCUCCUGCACCUGGAGAAGUGGAGGCAUCUUCAGCAGCAUGUUUUGCAGCCAGAAGGUGAACCAUGGGAUGUUGGCUGUCGGCUAUGGAACAAGCCAGGAGGGCGGGAAGAAUGUGAGCUACUGGAUCUUAAAGAACAGCUGGUCGGAGCUGUGGGGUGAACAGGGCUACAUCCGCCUGCUGAAGGGAGCAGACAGUCACUGCGGCGUGGCCAACCAGGCCAGCUUCCCUCUGCUGUGAGCUCCUGCACUGGGGGGAAGAUGGCACUCACUGGGAUCGCUCCCCUGCCUUGCUGUGAGGAUAGGGAUGCUUCCUUCUGGAAGGGGCUUUUGUCUGUGUGUGGUGAGAAACAAUUAAAAGUGGCAUACGUAA